Acaulospora colombiana is the source of this 1392-nucleotide messenger RNA. The record is from the annotation of a GenBank genome assembly. Lineage: Eukaryota; Fungi; Glomeromycota; Glomeromycetes; Diversisporales; Acaulosporaceae.
AUGACUCAUGUUGAUCCUCCGCGCGGGAUUUUCACACUCCCCACGCCCGCCAAUUCCAUAGAUCCCUUUUGGGACGUUAUCAAAUCCAAUGAACACUUUACGCUUCAAAGAACCAAGGCAGCCUCGAGCAAUACAUUCUUUAGAGGUGUAUUCGGUACCAUACAAAAUGUCUUGGACACAAAGCAACCACCCUUUCGUAUACUUUUCAGAUCCGAUAUAAAUAGCAUUUCUCUGCAAAUCGCUGUCUCGCAGACCGAAAAAGGCAUCGAGGAUGCCUGGAAAUGGGUGGAAGAUAGUUUCAAUGAAGGAUUGCUGAAACUCGACAUUCCUUCGGAAAAAGAAAACUUUGUGGAGACGAAAAUAAAAUCGUUGGUUACUAGACAAGAUAAGGGAACCGACGAAGUUUCCGAGGACGAAAGUGUCCGAUCUGCGUCCAGAGCUUUUCGCCAGACGUUUGACGUGGCACCGACCGAGAGAUUGGUCAAUUUCUACUCUUGUGCAUAUCGCGGUAUAAGUCAAGGAUGGAUGUAUAUUAGCGAGAAUUAUUUAUGCUUCUAUUCCUUCGUGUUGGGAAUAGAAACCAAGUUAUUUAUUGAGUUAAAAGACAUCCAGAAUUUAGCAAAGGAGAAAUCAAAACGUGGAAUGAUUCCGGAUUCCAUAAAGAUCAUAACGAAAGAUGAACAAGAGCAUUUCUUCUCUAAUCUUUUUCAUCGCGAUGAGACGUAUGACCUUUUGGUCCAGCUAACGACCCUGGCCAUGCAGCGACUGCUGAAAAAUGCCUCCAUUGACCCAGCUCCAGGGACGCUAUACGAUUUUGAACAAGACUUCUCAAGUCCAAGAAUUGACGUAUCUUCGAGUCAGGAACCCCUGAUGUCUCCCAUGGUUCCUCCCUUGAAGAAAGGACUCGAAGAGCAAAAGCGAGAUAAAAAAUUUCAAAUAUUUUUCAACUUACCCACGACGGAGCAUAUGAUGCAAGAAUGUGUUUGCGAGUUUUCGACGCCCGACACGGAUGUUUGCAAUGGCAAACUUCAACUUUCCGAAGGUUACCUCACUUUCGUGUCCGUGGACGGAAGGAGUUGUAGUCUAGUGGUACCAUUAUAUACCGUUCGUCGCGUAGAACGAAUUAACAGCAAGACUCAUGCAUUCGCUCUCUCUAUUACAAAUUGGCAUCAAAUGAAACUACUGUUUCAUAUUAACGAGUCAAAAUCUUUCUUCGAGAAGUUUUGUAAUGUUCUCAAGGACAAUCUAAAAUCCCAGGUUCGUCACAUGAAACACCUACGACCUUUCCUGAGCACGUGCUUUUCGGAAACUCUGUUGUCUGAUCCAAAAAAAGACCAAACCGUCGGGGGAUUGGGAUUAAUAUUUGGAUUUCCAGGGGACUCUAAAAAGUAA